UAUGAAGUGGUUUGAAAGCUUCAUUCAUGAACUCCAUACCUUGAUUAGAAAGCUACCAAUUAGGUUUGAGAGAUCAAACAUAAACGGCCCAUGGACUGAUGCCAUAAGGCCCAAUAAAACAAAAUAAUUAUGAACAAACGGAAAAAAACACUUAAAGAGCAAAGAUCUGGUCACAACCAUAAGACACGGAUCGAUGAAUACAAUAGUAAAGUUUGAAAACACGACGAAGAAGAUGUCUGCUAAGAUGCGUCACGGCCUCACGACAGCGAUCCUUCUGUUUAUCCUGCUUCCGUACGGUGAGGCUAUUUGGCUAGACGUGCCUACCACGGGAACAAAGUGCGUGUCUGAAGAAAUACAGAGCAAUAUUGUCGUCUUGGCCGAUUACAUCAUAAUCUCCGAGGAUCAUUCUCUCAAACCCACUAUAUCCGCCAAGGUGACGUCACCAUACGGCAACAAUUUGCACCAUUCGGAAAACGUGACGCAUGGAGAAUUUGCAUUUACGACAAAAGAAUCAGGGAACUACAUAGCCUGCUUUUGGGCAGAUGCAAAGAGUCACGGCAACAAGGACGUUAGCAUCAACGUUGAAUGGAAAACUGGAAUCGCUACUAAGGAUUGGGCUUCUAUUGCUAAGAGAGAGAAGCUCGAGGGAGUGGAGCUGGAGAUUAGGAAACUUGAAGGCGCAGUUGAAGCUAUCCAUGAGAAUCUAAUCUACCUAAGAAACAAAGAAGCAGACAUGAGGACAGUGAGUGAGAAAACUAACUCGCGAGUAGCUUGGUGCAGUAUGAUGUCGCUGGGUAUUUGCAUUGUUGUCUCUGGAUUACAAGUAGCCUACUUGAAGCACUACUUUGAGAAGAAGAAACUUAUCUAAGCAACAACCUUUUUGACUCUUCCACUUCCUUCUAAGAGUUUUAUUAUUAAAGGAACAAAUAUUCAUUUCCUCUCUUUUCUUUCUUCUUUGCAUUUUUUUGCACUUAUGUUUGUUCAGCGCUAUAAGGCUAAACAUUAUUAUUUUCCUAACAUUGAUUUAUUAUAUUUUAUUACAUAUAAAAUAUUAUAUCAACCACUAUAAAAUCUAUAAUUUUAUUUAGUUUAUGAAGUUUCAUGUGUUAACGGUUUUAUUUGCAACAGUGUAAACCGUUUUAUGAAAAUCUAAUUUCACGUGGAUUAUGGUAAAAGACCGUGGCGGAUGCAGGAAAUAAUUUUGUUGGGGGCAUAAAUACUAACCUACAAUAUUUAAAAUGGGUGCAUAUAGCUUAGGUUUUAAUAAAUUACACUAAAUUUUCAAAUGUUGUUGGGUUCAGUGGCCCCGUCUCGUUACAUGUGGUUCCGCCACCGGUAAAAAUUA
This is a messenger RNA of Brassica napus (rape), 1345 nucleotides long. RefSeq names its product transmembrane emp24 domain-containing protein p24delta3. The record is from RefSeq and is a predicted model, not a curated record. NCBI's taxonomy places the organism in Eukaryota, Viridiplantae, Streptophyta, Magnoliopsida, Brassicales, Brassicaceae. The transcript has 4 exons. Gene Ontology annotation, cellular component: endoplasmic reticulum; Golgi apparatus; COPII-coated ER to Golgi transport vesicle. Bases 194 to 868 code for a protein of 224 amino acids. Gene Ontology annotation, biological process: Golgi organization; endoplasmic reticulum to Golgi vesicle-mediated transport; intracellular protein transport.